Molecule: messenger RNA, 5967 nt
Organism: Hemibagrus wyckioides
Lineage: Eukaryota; Metazoa; Chordata; Actinopteri; Siluriformes; Bagridae
Gene: sema3g
Product: sema domain, immunoglobulin domain (Ig), short basic domain, secreted, (semaphorin) 3bl
Exons: 16
Coding region: 125-2449 (774 amino acids)
Biological process (GO): negative regulation of axon extension involved in axon guidance; axon guidance; negative chemotaxis
Molecular function (GO): chemorepellent activity; semaphorin receptor binding
Source: RefSeq, a predicted model, not a curated record
GCUGCUGUGCGCCGCUCUGAGGGCGGGGUGCUCAAACGGACAGUUGGAUAGAGCGCAGCUUUCACAGGAGCCGCCUUCACGCGCGCGCUCUACCGGUGCCACCGCCGCCUUCACGCGCAGAAUAAUGGAACUAUCAGCUUUGUUAACGUGCUUCUUUUUAACGGCUGUCGCUAUUGCGACGGCUUUAGCGAGCAAACUAAACGUCCCACGUCUUCGCCUAUCAUACAAAGACCUAGUGGCUACUAAUCGUACCUCCAUCUUCUCUGGCCUGCAUGGGGACCUGCAGCUGUCGGCCAUGUUUUUGGACGAGUAUCACGACAGGCUCUUCCUGGGAGGAAAGGAUGUGCUCUAUUCUCUUAGACUGGACCACACACACACUGAUGCUAAAGAGAUCCACUGGCCACUGCCUGGGAACAGAGAAGACUGUAUCUCAAAAGGAAAGGAGCCAGAGACGGAGUGUGCUAAUUUUGUGCGUCUUCUCCACCCCUUUAACCGGACGCACCUCCUGGCAUGUGGAACCGGAGCUUUCCAACCCGUGUGUUCUCUCAUUUACGUCGGGCAUCGUGGAGAGCAUGCGUUCUCACUGGAGCCUUCCAGUGUGGAAAACGGGAGAGGACGAUGCCCUCACGACCCCAAACUCCCGUUCGCCAGCACCUUCACCAGUGGGGAGCUGUACACAGGUCUGACGGCUGAUUUCCUGGGACGUGACUCUGUAAUUCUGAGGAGUUUGGGGCAUCGAUCUCCUAUGAGGACCGAAACGGACCAGAAAAUAUUAGACGAGCCCAGGUUUGUGGCUGCACACCUCAUUCCAGACAGCGCAGAUAAAGACGAUGAUAAAGUCUACUUCUUUUUUACCGAAAGAGUGAGUGAGGCUGGGGAGAGAGAAGGAGACGCGGCAAUACACACACGGAUUGGACGAGUGUGUGCGAAUGACGUUGGAGGGAAGAGAGUACUGGUGAAUAAAUGGAGUACGUUUAUUAAAGCUCGUCUGGUGUGUUCUGUUCCUGGACCUCACGGCAUUGACACACACUUUGACCAACUGGAGGAUGUGUUUCUACUGAGGACUAAGGAUGAAAAAAAUCCAGAAGUUUAUGCCAUCUUCAGCACCAUCAGUAACGUGUUCCAGGGCUAUGCUGUGUGUGUGUAUAACAUGGCUGAUAUUCGUGAGGUGUUCAAUGGUCCCUUUGCUCAUAAAGAGGGACCGGAUUAUCAGUGGGGACCUUAUGAAGGACGUGUCCCAUAUCCCAGACCUGGAGUGUGUCCCAGUAAGAUCACUGCUCAGCCUGGUCGUAUGUUCGGCAGCACUCUGGAAUUCCCGGAUGCUGUUUUGCAGUUUGCUCGCUCCCAUCCUCUCAUGUGGCGGGUUGUGUACCCGACUCAUCGCCAGCCCCUGCUCUUACGCACCUCCACACCCUACAGACUCACACACAUCACCGUUGACCGCACGCUGGCCGAGGACGGCCCUUACGACGUCAUGUUCAUCGGCACAGAUGUUGGCACAGUCUUGAAAGUCAUCGCACUGCGCAAUGGCAACUCGGUCACCAGUGAGGAGAUCACUCUGGAGGAACUGCAGGUCUUCAAGAUGCCAACUCCCAUUACCUCCAUGGAGAUCUCGGUGAAGCGGCAAUCGCUGUUUGUGGGCUCGAGUGCUGGUGUUGCACAGGUUCCUCUGCAUCGCUGCAGCAUGUACGGUAAAGCGUGUGCUGAGUGCUGCCUGGCACGAGACCCCUACUGCGCCUGGGACGGACAAACCUGCACACGCUAUGUUCCCAAUGCUAAACGUCGCUACCGAAGACAGGACAUCAGACACGCCAACCCAGCCCUGCAAUGCAGAGACCAGAACCAGAGCGUGGAAGACGUGGACAUGGUUGAAGUGCGAGUUGUCUAUGGCACAGAGAACAACAGCACCUUUCUGGAGUGUGUCCCUCGAUCUCCACAAGCCACCGUCACCUGGCACAUUCAGCGAGAUGAACAUCUGGAAGAGGUGGAGCUGGACGAGCGAGUGGUAAAAACAGACGAAGGUUUGCUGUUCAGGCGAGUGUUGCGACACGAUGAAGGUGUCUACGUCUGCCGCUCGCGGGAACAUGGGUUUUCUCAGAUGCUCUCGCGUGUGUGGUUGGAUGUGUUACAAGGAGACACCCUCGCUGACUUACUGUCACAAGACAAUAAACACAAAAUUUGGUCUCCAUGUCCUGCCCAUAUGAACUCAGCUAACCGAACGCCAUCCAGGGGCUGGUUUAAGGACGUCUUGCAGCUGAUUGGUCCAUCAAACCUUCCUCAAGUAGAACAAUACUGUGAGCGCGUCUGGUGCAAUGAAAAACUGCGGCGGAAGCACAAGAACAUGAUGGACAAAUACAGACAGGCGCAGGAAGUAGCACGGAAAACCAGAGUCAGCAAGAACGCCGGGGAACGGAAUCGUAUGCCGCGAGACACACACGCAGUAGAGUGACGUACGCAGAGACGUACGGACACAGAGACAAGAGUUAGAACAUUGUAUAACACAUCUCUCAAGCAUAAAGACGUUGACAUUCAAACAUACACGCUGCUCACACGGAGUAAAGAGGUGGAACGCGUGCCAUCGGCAAAGCUCUGCAGAACUGGGGAGCAAAUUUUAUAUUACAUUUUCUUUAUUAACGUAUUAUUGCGAUGCCAUUUGUCAUAAUUUGACGACAGUUGCCAUAUCAACAGAAGAAACAGACACAAUGUGGACACACACACACACACACACACUUUAUUAAAUUUCUGUUUACUGUAGUUUUCUACUGUACGCACUGAAAAGCUCUGGGCCAAAGACCUUUAUGAUCAUCCAGAUAUUAAAAGUGCUUGCAGUUUAUUUUAUUUUAUUUUAUUUUAUUUUAUUUUAUUUUAUUUUAUUUUGACCAACUUGUUAACCUGAUUUAUUUCGAAGCUGUAAUUUGCUAAUUUAUUUGGCUGUUACUGCAAGCUACUGGUUAUAAGUGGAUUAAGUGAGGCAUAAAACAUGAUGGGGUGUGCAGUGAAAGGAAAAUGAUCAACAGUGUACUGGUGUGAGGAUACCAGUUAUAUAAUCUAAUAUAUCAAGUGUUUAAUUCCUCUUAUACCACAGCAGUUUGCCGACACUAACAACAUUGUAUUUAUUAAUGAACAUUGUGCAUUAAAUCUGUUUAGAGUUAUAUUUAAUGUUGUAGAUCGUCUCCAAAAACAGGUUCGUUCUCAUUAUUUCUUACCUUGUAGCAGCUAUAAGCAGCCGUUUCCUUAAUAAUCCGCCUUUUUCCUCUUUUUGGAUGUUAAUAAGACAACAAACAAACAAACAAAAUCCACUUUAUUGAAGAUUGAAAACCUUUACUGUUACAAAGUGGAGACUCCUUCCGAAAAAAAAACAUGCUGAAUAAACAAAUCUCUAAAAUGAAUCUCCUUACAGAACGUUUUCUAAUAUUAAAGAUUAUUCGGUGCAUCUGGUGCGUCCAUCAAAUGCGUCCUUUGUGAGUAAUAAUAAUUAUUUUGCUAUUCAAAUGAGCAGAUUAGCAGAAACCUGACAACCGGAAUUACUGUCCAAACUAUAAAGAAAUAAUCAACAUCAUUUGCAAUUUGAAUAUUCAACAUUGCUGUGGUAUAAAAAUAAAUAUAAAAAAACCGCCAAUAAAAUCUGUUGUAUAUUCACAAGUGGAGGCUUGGUGGUUAGCAUGUUUGAGUCACACCUCCAUGACUGCUGGUUUAAUUCCUGCCAUGUGUGUGGAGUUUGCAUGUUCUCCAAGGAUUUCCUCUGGGUUCUCGAGUUUCCUCCCCCAAUUCAAAGAUAUAUAUAUUGUAGGCUGAUUGGCAUUUCUGUUAUGUGUAUGCGAAUGUGCCAUGGGUUAGACUGCCAUCCUGUCUAGGGGGGUACCCUGCCUUGUGCCCAGUGUCUCCUGGUAUAGGCUCCAGGUUCCCCAUAACCCUGUCUAGGAUAAGCAGUGUAGAGAAUGGAUGCAUGGAUAUUUACAGUAUAUUUACUCAUAACUAUAGCUUCACUCUCUUUUUGGUGCGUAAAUGUUACACAUGGUCAUACUUCUAGCGCCUAGAGCAGGGAUGUCCAAUCUUAUCCAUAAAGGGCCGGUGUGGGUGCAGGUUUUCUUUCCAAUCAAGCAGGAGACACACCUGAAUCCACCUGCUUGAUCAACUGAUCCUGGCUUUCAGUAGACUCAGGUGUGGCUUCUACUCGGUUGGAAUGAAAACCUGCACCCACACCAGCCCUUUGUGGGUCACCCCUGUCCUAGAGCAGGGAUGUCCAAUCUUGUCCGAAAUCCAUUCCAAUCAUAUCCAUUUCUGGAUAAGAUUGGACACCCCUGUCCUAGAGGAUGUACAAAGGUACUCACUUGGAAUAUAAAGGUUUUGAAAGUGUAGUUGAAAGCAAGGAAUGAAAAUGUUACCUGUAUGUUAUUAUUUCUGAAGGUGGUGGAUAAAAAUUUCAGCUGUUGGAUUUUCACGUCCUAGGCAUUAAUGUUCCGACUAAGGCACUGUAAAAACACUGAAUUACAAAAGUACAAUAAGCUUAAAUGUCCAGAUUGCUUUGGAAAGUGAAGAAAGCCUUUUCUUUUCUUUAAAAUAUCUCCAUUCGGUUGUAUAAAUGAAGAAGGAGCCAAGUCUGCAUGGUUGUUUGGUUUGCUUUUCUUUUUUUUCCCCCCUUCUCCAUUAAGCCUAGACGCUUUCACAUCACUCCCUUCAGUGAUUCAUUUGCUCUAACAGAAGUCUGGAAACACACAUUCUGCUUUCUUUGAAAAUAUUUCUGUUGAUUUUAUCUACCCUGAUUCAGAAACCAGUGUCAGAAUAUAGAUCCAUCUGAAUCAUUUGCUUUUGCGUUACCAGAUUUGAAAAAAUCUUACAGAAAUAACAUCAGAGCUGUUAAUGGUAUUAAUUCAGUCUUCUACUAAAUGACUGGGUUAUAAGUGUAAUUGAGUUCAGCUUUUAGUGCAUCCAUUUGCAGAAUGUACAUUUUUGAUAAGUCAUUUUAUACAAGGUGUAUGAAUACACUUAAUACCUUUGUUGUGUUUAUAGCUUUUUUUGCCAGAAGAAAAGUGGUUGUUAUUGUGGGAAAAAAAAUGCUAUAGACAUGCUCCAGGUUUUAUUGUAAAUUAUCAUUACGAGUCAAAUUAUUUGUUACAUGUUAGAUGUGACCCAUUAGGGGUUUUUUGUUUGUUUAUUUGUUUGUUUUUUGAUGGAUAUAGUGCCAGAACAUUUUUCAGUGUCAUCCCUAUAGUUAUCUUAACUUUGUACUAGUCUAAUGUUAGCUACUCCAAACAUACACUAAUAGAUGAUGACCUUGAAAUACAGUAUUCUCCAUUUACCUACAUGUCCUUCAACUAAGUGAGGGCAAUACCAUAAGCCUCAGACACACCACAGACCCUUGAACUAUCACACUGUGCUCCACUGGCAAUCCUUAGGGGUAAUACUAAAAAAAAAUUGAACUAUACUUAGCAGUGAUACAGAAAAAGUGUAGAUAAUUGAUGUUAACUAUGUACUAGUCUAAUGUUAGCUACGUCGAACACACACUAAUAGGUCUUAUGUGAGACUGGGGACAGGGGUGGAGUUUCUAGGGUGUCAGUUAAUAUCAGAGAUUACAAAAUACCUGCACAACUUCUCGUCUGUUAUAGACCAAAAUUUUACAUUUUACAAUAUACAUAAAUUCUGUAUUCUCUCAUCAUAGGUUAAAAUACUAUUCAAAGACUGUACAAACAUUUCAAGCAUAGCAGCUCCAGAGAUCUUCUUCAGUUUUUCUUAACACUGCAUCCAAAAGCCAAGACUGUACGCAUAUAGACCGAUUUUAACUAACAGACUGAUACUCAUUUCAACACUGUACAUUCAUUUUAUCUCACAUACCACGUGUGUGUGAAGAAUUUGUAUGGUUAUAUGUCAUGUAUUUAUGUCUUAUUUAAAACAGAUCCUUGCAUGCAGAGUGUACAGAUGUGGGUUUUGUCUUUAAAGAUAAGUGAAUAAAAUGGAAUAAAUAUGUUC